This is a messenger RNA of Zea mays, 1379 nucleotides long. RefSeq lists its product as uncharacterized. NCBI's taxonomy places the organism in Eukaryota, Viridiplantae, Streptophyta, Magnoliopsida, Poales, Poaceae. The transcript has 7 exons. Gene Ontology annotation, biological process: regulation of mRNA splicing, via spliceosome. Gene Ontology annotation, cellular component: nucleus. The record is from RefSeq and is marked provisional. Gene Ontology annotation, molecular function: mRNA binding. Bases 123 to 962 code for a protein of 279 amino acids.
UUUUACCACUCUUCCUGCUACCACCCCACACGGCGCACACACCACCAUCUCUCGUCGCCUCGCCUCCACUUCCUGGGCUACGUACCCAUCUCAAUCGCUUCGACUCCUCCGCCGCCGCCGCCAUGUCGGGGCUCUACAGCCAGGGCUUCUCCCCUGCGCGAAACCUCUCCCCUCAGAUUAGAAGCAACCCGGAUGUCGAUAGCCAGUACUUGGCGGAGCUGCUCGCUGAACACCAGAAGCUGGGGCCGUUCAUGCAGGUGCUGCCCAUAUGCAACAAGCUGCUGAGCCAAGAGAUUAUGCGGGUGUCAAGCAUUGUCCACAACCAUGGAUUUGGCGAUCAUGACAGGCAUCGGUUUAGAAGUCCUAGUCCGAUGUCUUCUCCGAACCCUAGAGCUAAUCUCCCUGGCAAUGGGUUCAGUCCUUGGAGCGGACUACAAGAGAGAUUAGGUUUUCCUCAACGAACUAGCAUGGACUGGCAAGGAGCACCACCAAGUCCUAGCACCCAAGUUGUGAAGAAGAUUCUUCGUCUGGAGGUUCCGGUUGAUUCUUAUCCGAAUUUCAAUUUUGUGGGGCGCAUUUUAGGACCUAGAGGUAAUUCUCUAAAGCGUGUAGAAGCAUCCACUGGGUGCCGUGUUUUCAUUAGAGGAAAUGGUUCCAUCAAAGAUCCAGGGAAGGAGGACAAACUACGGGGAAAACCAGGCUAUGAGCACCUGAGUGAUCCUCUGCAUAUCUUGAUAGAGGCCGAGUUCCCUGCCAGUAUCAUCGAUGCAAGGUUGAGACAUGCGCAGGAGAUUAUAGAAGAAUUGCUUAAACCAGUGGACGAGUCCCAUGAUUUCUACAAGAGGCAACAGCUCAGGGAGCUGGCGCUGCUGAACUCAACCCUGAGAGAGGACAGCCCUCACCCUGGGAGCGUUUCUCCAUUCAGCAACGGCGGUAUGAAACGCGCGAAAACAGGCCAGUAGAGAAACACCCGUGCUCUCCUACCUGGCCCUGUCCAGGUGUGUUACGCGGUCGUCGUCACGAAAGACGCCAUGCCUGCCUUGGGGAGGGCAAUGUUUUGCCAUGGGCAUGCGUGAAGGAAGCAAUGCGCCUUCACUGGCGGAGUCCGUCGUCCGGUGCCAGCUAGGUUUCACCUCCAUACAGGGGAAGCUGCUGCUGGGAAAGAUGAGAUAGAUAGUCGCGGUCGCGGAUCGUUGGUUGGUUGUUGUAUGGUGUUAGAACAUUCCUUCUAUUUGUUAUUGACGGUUUGACCCUAGUAUGUGGUGGUACACUGCGAAGUUGCUAAACUAGAGGCCUAAGCUUUAUUUAGGUGGUUCAUUGACCUUGUAUCAUAACCUUUUGACAUUAUCGAGUUGCAAAAUAAGGACCAUCAGCUUUGU